Clupea harengus (Atlantic herring) is the source of this 2538-nucleotide messenger RNA. Its product is annotated as V-set domain-containing T-cell activation inhibitor 1-like. Gene Ontology annotation, biological process: cell surface receptor signaling pathway; cellular response to lipopolysaccharide; positive regulation of T cell proliferation. The record is from RefSeq and is a predicted model, not a curated record. Gene Ontology annotation, cellular component: external side of plasma membrane. Lineage: Eukaryota; Metazoa; Chordata; Actinopteri; Clupeiformes; Clupeidae.
UACCCAUAGCUCGAGAAAUGUAAUGAAACAUGUGAGUGAAUAAGUAUCUUUUUUUAACGCUUAACUGAUAUUUGGGCGCCCUCUACGGUCCACGGUGUACUUCAGUCAGACUGACCGUAGCGUAAGUAACAAGUUGUGCAGCGUGGCUGUGGCCAACAACAGCCGCAAUUAAUCUACAAUGAAUCUUCAGCGGUAAACGGUUCGUUCGUGACUCUUAAUAGCUGAGAACGCUACAACAUGAUUCCAUAGGCUCGUUAAUUGCACACAACUACAAAAAGAAAAACGGGUUCGGCCCACCAUCUUGGCCAAUCAGUUAUUUAGGUGUCAUAACGAAAGCGAAACGAAACUGUGACCUCGAGGACGUAUUUACCUACACAACACUAAACUGCGGCAGUCGGCUAUCUGAGCAAGACCGUUUAAGAGGUUCAUAUGGCUUCAGCAAUUGCCAUUCUGUUCGUGGGGAUUUCCUAUAUAACAGUCCCAUUGUCUGCUGAUUUUGUCACUGUGGAAUGUCAGAGCAGUACUGGGCACGCUGGUCAGCCCUCCAAGCUGGACUGUGUGGUGAAACCACAGAAUGACCUAACAAUAUUGAAGGUGUUCUGGAAGAAAGAUGGCCAACACGUGCUGACAUUUAAUGGAAGUAUAUACCCAGAGAAUGGACGGUUUCAGUUUGCAGACACCAACUGGAUGGAAAGCAAGGUUAUAUCCUUGCUUGUGAAGGAUACAAAAGUCUCAGAUGAGGGCAACUAUUCAUGCACAGUGGCGACUACCAGAGGGAUUGAAAAAGGACAUGUCAGAUUAGAUGUCAAAGCUAAGUACAGUCAGCCAGAGAUGACCUCCAAGGACAUCGAAGAAGACAGGGUGGACUUGACCUGUGUUGCAUCUGGAGGCUACCCCAGUGGCGCUAUCCACUGGUUUGACCGGCUUGGUACGAACUGGACCCGCAGUACAGAAACCACGGAGACCCAGGAGGAAGACAUGAGCUUCCAACUGCAAAGCACGUUCCUGUUAGCGGACCCCUCACACGCACCUUACACAUGUGUUGUGCUUAACAGUGAAUGGAAGGAUGAGGAAGAGGGAACGAUGCCGGGCACCCUUCUGAACAAACAGACCCCAAUCAAAACUGAGACCACGAGCAUAGUGGCUGGUGCUGUGGUCAUUGGAUCUCUUAUUGUUGGCCUGUUAGCCGCAUUGCUGUUCUUUAGGAGACGCUCUCAACGUGCCCUUCGAAGGCCCUCCGCCCAGCCCAUGCUGAGCCCUGAACAGGAACGCAUCGACUAUGACUAUGCUUCGCCUGACCCAGAAGAUGCCAGAGUGCUCAACCCUCCACCACCCUAUCAAGAGGUAGACCAGGAUCCAGUUGUACUCGACUCGCUGCAAGAUUUGGUUUCUUCUGCAGAUGAAACUGUGAAAAAACUGUGAAAAACCAGCAUCUAACAUGUACCUAUUGGAACACACACAUGUUCUCUGAUUAAUGUUCUUUUAACAGUGCCUUGUGGUACAGAAUUGACAGUUCUCCAUUGCUGUGCACAUAAGGGUCUGUGCAGUAUGUAACUGUUGUCUUUCAUGUUGUGGUUGUUGGUGUAAAUGGAUUUUUGUACUUUUAUAGGCACCUUACUAACCAAAUAAUGUCAACACACUGAGGAAGCAUAACCUUGGACAUGGAAUCUUUGUGUAUGUGUCCAGUGUGUAAUAAAUGAGACUGUUGCAUUGAAAUCAUCUUUUAAAACUCCAACCAUGUUUCCUAAUGUAUAAUACAACUUGGGAUGACAUCAGUAAGCUUUGGCUAGAGAGCAGAAAUUCACAGAGUUUAUUUGGGGACUAAGGAUCGCAGAUGUUGUUAUAAGGAUCCGGGGAAAUAGAAAGGAUCCCUAGAGAGAAACAUCUGUGUCUGUUUAUCUCAAGAACUGUAAAGAAACAGUAGAAAAACACUGUGAUCAGGUUUACUCAUAGGAUUCCAUUGUAUAGCCAUUUUGCUGUUCUAGGGUUCUAGCUAAAUACUGGACCGGUUUCGAUCGUUAAUUGUCCUUAGUAAAAGUUCAGACCCAAAAAGAUUUGUAAAAGGAUCCCAAAGUUUCCCUUCAGGUCCACAGAGACCCCAAGACUUCAGGCAGAUAGAUGGAUAGGAACAGAUGGAGGAGUCGAAUGGAAUCUGUUUCCUGUCUUGCAUCAUCAUUGCUUAGAUUAUCUUAGCCUUUUUGGACUUGAAACGUGUCGCUGCUGCACUUUCUUUUUUUUGCUGUAAUCAAUGCACUGUUUUGUAAUUUUGGAUUUAUUGCUGUACAUAAAAAAUGUCUAUUAACUGUACUGUCAAAUUUGCUAUGCUAAAAGAGACAGCUUUCAGAACUCUGUAUUAAGCUUACUGUGUGUAUUGUAGCAUUAUGUGUGUUGAGCCAUUGAAAUGUGAUUUUUAUGCUUUUUCUUUAGGUAUUUCUAUUUCUAUUUCAUAUGAAUAUGUUCUGUGUUCUGAUGAACAUGAUUUACUUACUAAACCAAAAUACUCUUUAAGAACUAAAAAUAAAGACAAUUAACACAUUA